UUCCACGGACAUUCUUAUAUAUGUGUAUAUAAACACGUUAAUUGCCAUCGUACAUACAUAUACAUAUUCCACGUCUCCCACGUUGUAUGUAUAUACAUAUUACAGUCUCCCACGAAGAAAUUUAGUUUGUACGUGUGUUUAUAGAAAUGGCGUCCGAUGGUCAACAAUUCCCACCCCAACAGCAGGAUUCUCAGCCUGGAAAGGAGCAUGUCAUGGAUCCUCAUCCCCAAUAUUCUUCCCAUCAAUAUAAGCCAUCCAACAAGCUUCAAGGAAAGAUAGCGCUGGUGACAGGAGGCGACUCGGGCAUAGGGCGGGCGGUGUGCCACUGCUUCGCGCUGGAGGGUGCGACUGUGGCCUUCACUUACGUGAAAGCGCAGGAGGAAAAAGACGCAGAAGAGACGGUGGGAAUUCUAAAGAAAGCCAAAAGUGGGGACGCCAAAGACCCGAUAGCGAUAGCCGCGGACUUGGGGUUCGACGAGAAUUGCAAGAAGGUAGUGGAUGAAGUGGUGAAAGCCUUUGGGCGGAUUGAUAUUCUGGUGAACAAUGCCGCAGAGCAAUAUGAGUCAAACUCGGUGGAGGAGAUCGAUGAAGCCAGGCUUUUGAGGGUGCUCAGGACCAAUAUCUGCUCCUACUUUUUCCUCACCAGACAUGGGUUGAAGUAUAUGAAGGAAGGGAGCUCAAUAAUCAACACCACAUCAAUCAAUGCCUACAAAGGACACGCAAAGCUGCUGGAUUACACGGCUACAAAAGGUGCAAUAGUGGCGUUCACGAGAGGGCUAGCACUGCAGCUUGUGAACAAGGGCAUACGCGUGAACGGCGUUGCUCCGGGGCCAAUAUGGACGCCGUUGAUCCCUGCGUCCUUCACCAAAGAAGAGUGUGCCAGUUUCGGUAAAGAUGUGCCGAUGCAGCGAGCCGCCCACCCCAUUGAAGUCGCUCCCUGCUACGUUUUCCUCGCCUCUUCCCCCGACUCCUCUUAUAUCUCCGGCCAAGUCCUCCACCCUAAUGGUGGGGUGGUAGUCAAUGGCUAAUUGGAUGGUGGAAAGUUUGGAAUGCAGUGUGUGUUUUCUAACGUACGUUACAUGUCCACUUUUUGUUGUUGAAAGCUCUGCUUUAGUUUGUAGCGAUAGUAUAUCUACAAUAUUAUUUCAUUUGGCGAGCUGUUUUGUAUAAUUUUCUGCCCGUAUACGGGAACAUAAGUAGUAAUUUUCUGCCCGUAUACGGGAACAUAAGUAGUAUCUCUUGUGAGGUUUCCUGUGUAAUAUACUAAUAUAUGUAAGCAUGUGGGUGCACUACUUCUUACAAUUCUUUCCUCCACAUAAAAAU
Molecule: messenger RNA, 1323 nt
Organism: Ipomoea triloba (trilobed morning glory)
Lineage: Eukaryota; Viridiplantae; Streptophyta; Magnoliopsida; Solanales; Convolvulaceae
Product: glucose and ribitol dehydrogenase-like
Exons: 4
Coding region: 147-1028 (293 amino acids)
Molecular function (GO): oxidoreductase activity
Source: RefSeq, a predicted model, not a curated record